Molecule: messenger RNA, 1575 nt
Organism: Salpingoeca rosetta
Lineage: Eukaryota; Choanoflagellata; Craspedida; Salpingoecidae
Exons: 9
Coding region: 213-1511 (432 amino acids)
Source: RefSeq, a predicted model, not a curated record
UUUUCUCCGAUUUCCAGUGAGCUUUCAAAUUUUAGUGACAUGGUCCAUCGAACCAACCACCCCAACUUGCAUCAACCCGUUCUCGGCCCCACAUACACCUCUGAGGCUCAUCCGGGGCUCAUUCGAACCGCCUCUUCGUGCUCUGUUCGCUCACGACAUCCGCAGCAACUCAGCUCCCCUGCCUAAGAUACUUUUGAAAUUGGAACCGACCCAUGCUGCGGCGCUUGGCGAGCAUCCUUGCCAGAGGCUCUCCGGAGCCACGCACUGAGGAAGAACCACCAGACGAGCAUGUUGUGAUUCCCCCCUCGGUGCAGGCCUUCUAUCCCACCCAUUUCCUCAACGAUUACGUGCAGGACGAGCCCGCCCCUUUCCCCUUGCACAAGGAUGAUGACAGCUCGCGCUGGCUCCGCCUGACGUUGCUGCGCGCUCGAUACGAGGCAUACCUCGACUAUGACAUCAGCAGCAACCUCCCAGACGCCCAGGAAUUCCUCCUCUUCGUGUUCACGCACUACCGCAACGAUCCGGAGGUGCUGAGCGACCUGCUGCUGAUGAUGAUCCGCACAAGCGCCGAGCUGCAGCAGACACCGGGCCUCCAACGCAGCAACCUCUACUUCGACUCCCGCUGGCUCAAGCUCCUGCCGCUGCUUGUCGAGGAGCUCGAUAAGGCUUUUGAUGAUGAGCCUGAAGGGUACAUCGCGCGCGAACUCGUGCCAUGGAUCUCAAGCAUCAUCUUCCACGCCGGGCCCUCUGCCGAUAUGUACCUCGACCGAGAACGCGCCGUGUCGGUGCUGCUGCGCAUCACAAAGUCCAGGUGCAUCGGCGCCUCGCUCGCCGCUAUCGUCCUCGCCCGCCUGUACGGCGACGAUGCCGAUCUUGCACAAGAGAUUCUGUGCUGUGAACGCGACCUCAAAAUGUGCAUCCAAUCUGCGCUGGACGGGUCUGUGUUUGAGGACCGCGAGUUUGGGUGCGGCCCCAUCUGCGUCGCCCUCGCCCGUAUCACCGCACACCAGCACGUCCGACGCGCCUUUGAGGAGCGGCUGCCAGACUUCAUCAAGAUCCUGGAGCACAACCUGUGGGGCCCGCGCCAUUUUUCCCUCGACUACUACCGCAUCGCACAGGCUGCGUGCUGUCAGAUAUUGCGCAACUACGCGUCGUCCAUCGUUUCAAACGCGAUUUUGCACCGUGAUGCAGCGCGCGCGCUGAAGAAGACGGCGCAGGAGCUCGCGAGCGAGACGGACAUGUGUGAAGUUGCGUUCAAUCUGCGGGUGGAGGUGCGACGAACGCAGCGCUUGCUGGCAAAAACAGCGAAGCAGCAGCACCACGACAGUGACAGUGGUGGCAGUGGUGACAGUGGCGAGAACGACAGCAAGAAUGAUGUUGAUGGUGGUGAUGAUGAUGAUGGCGGUGUGAGUGAGGCUGCACCAGACAGCCAACAAGACGAAGGUGGUGCCGACGAUGAACAUGGUGAUGAUGUUGAGGCGCAAGCGGAAGAGAGAGGUGGCUUGUUUUGAUGUCUGUGUCUGUGGGCAUGUAUGUGUGUGUAUGUGUGUGUGUGUGUGUGUGUGUGUGUGUGUG